AUGGGCUUUUGGAGAAGAAGAGCUAACGGUGCUUAUAAGCAAGAUUACCACAGAAUGAGAUCAUUUUCCAAAAAUCAACCUCAUGAGAUUUGGCAACCAACUGUUCCUAAAUGGGAAAAGGAUUUCUGUGCUAAAGUGGGUUUAGUUUCAUGGAGAAAGAUACUAGAAACCAAGAAGUACAUUCAUUUGUACGAUAAAGUCAUGGAAUGGAACGAUUCUGCAUGUGAAGAAGCGUUCAAACAAUCGAAGAAAAAAUUUUGGGCUAAAAUUAAUGGCUUUGAAUCUGAAAUAGUAUUACCUGGUCCAAAUAUCUACAUUGAUGAAGUUGAUUGGGAUGCUGAAAUCGAUCCUGAGCUAUAUCUUGAUUUGGAAAGGCAACCAGAACAAAGCGAUGAUGAAGAAAAAGAUUUUAAAGGAGCUAACAGUAAUGGCUGGAACAACAAUGUUGAACUUGGCCUUGGCAUUGACAUGAUUAUCCCGUCUGGAUGGGGUGAUGAUGAAGAAGAUUUUAAAGGAGCUGACGGUAAUGGUUGGAACAAUAAUGCUGAACUUGGUGGCAUUUAUCCCGAAUGGAUGGGGUGA
This is a messenger RNA of Cannabis sativa, 582 nucleotides long. RefSeq lists its product as uncharacterized. The record is from RefSeq and is a predicted model, not a curated record. NCBI's taxonomy places the organism in Eukaryota, Viridiplantae, Streptophyta, Magnoliopsida, Rosales, Cannabaceae. Bases 1 to 582 code for a protein of 193 amino acids. The transcript is spliced from 2 exons.